Cyprinodon tularosa is the source of this 1885-nucleotide messenger RNA. RefSeq names its product ACD shelterin complex subunit and telomerase recruitment factor (gene acd). Gene Ontology annotation, cellular component: telomerase holoenzyme complex; shelterin complex; chromosome, telomeric region. Lineage: Eukaryota; Metazoa; Chordata; Actinopteri; Cyprinodontiformes; Cyprinodontidae. Gene Ontology annotation, molecular function: telomeric repeat DNA binding. The coding region runs from base 59 to 1885 and encodes 608 amino acids. The transcript has a single exon. The record is from RefSeq and is a predicted model, not a curated record. Gene Ontology annotation, biological process: telomere capping; telomere maintenance via telomerase.
CCCGUUUCCACUCGGAAGCUUAUUCCAGUUGCACUAUUUCAAAUAAUAAAGGCAGAAAAUGCGUCCGCGGAGCAAACUGACUCCUUGGAUCGAGAAUCUGAUCAUGAGCUACGGAAGCCUGGAGGAUCCACCCAGCGGCCACCUGAAGGCUCAUGUCAUCGGGGUGGGUCAGAUGAGCGAGUCCCAGGCUCUGGCUACCGAUGGCCCGACAGGACUGCUCUUCCUGUCUGACGGAUCGCUCCAGAUGCCCGCAGUGCUCACUGCCUCCGCCUGGGAGACCCUCCAGGAGCAGGAGGAUCGGGAGUCGUUCAGCAGCCUCCCGAACAGCACCGUGAUCCUGAAGAACUUCAUGCUGCAGUUCCACAUGGACCCGGAACAGACCAGGUGCUGGUUCUUCCUGUCAGUGGGGGAGAUGGCCACCUUUGCUGCGGGUCCCGUUAAAGACAGCCCGCCCUGCUGCACCAGCCUGGCAUCCGUUAGGAUGAAGAUCUGCAGAACCUGGAGGUCUCUGCUGGGUCAGGAGGACUCCCAGUCGAGCCAGGGUGGAAUGGAUCUGUCCGAGCUGCUGGGGGCGUGGCAGCACGACUGUCUGCAGACCCUGCUGGAGGACGUCAGGAAGAAGCUGCUGGCUCUGAGGAGCCCCCAACCCUCCACCUCUGCUCCCAGCCUGUCCCUGAGCUGCUCCACCCACUGGGACCUGGACCGGGUCAGGUACAGAGGACAGCCCAGCUUCAGCAUCCCAGAGAGGUUUCUCCUCAUUCCAGAGGGAGAUGCUGGAGCUACAAGGCAGGUGGAGGCAGAAUGCCGGAAACCUGAGCCUGCAGGUGGAGGGAUGGGAUCCCGUCCAGAUGGAGGGACGAGAACCAGUCCAGCUAGAGGGACGGGGUCCAGUCAAGCUGGAGAGACAGGGUCCGGUCCAGCUGGAGAGAUGGGGUCCAGUCGAGCUGGAGAGACGGGGUCCGGUCCAGAUGGUCCAUCUGGAGAGAUGGGGUCCAGUCCAGAUGGUCCAGCUGGAGAGACGGGAUCCGGUUCAGCUGGAGAGAUGGGGUCCAUUCCAGAUGGUCCAGCUGGAGAGAUGGGGUCCAGUCGAGCUGGAGAGACGGGGUCCGGUCCAGCUGGAGAGACGGGGUCCGGUCCAGCUGGAGAGACGGGAUCCGGUCCAGCUGGAGAGACGGGGUCCGCUCCAGUUGAAGAGACGGGGUCCGCUCCAGGGGAGCAUUCUCCUUCUCUGAUGGAGGAUGACCCUCCUCUGCCGGACCUAGCUGCCAUGCUUCCCUCAAAUCCUUGGGACAUCUACCCCCCUCCAGACGUCAGCUUUUGCUCCUCAAAUUCAUCUCCAGACUCGACUCCAACCCCGCCUCGCGCCAAUCCAGAUUGCGUUACCAUGGCAACCAGCACACAGCCUCCCAUCCACAGCUUUCUGCCUCCUUACCAGAACCAGCCUCUCGUCAGUCUUCCAGCUUCCUCUUCAUCAACAAGCCCAGCAGAACCUCAAGCAUCAGAUGGAGCAAACGCCCAGAACGGCCAGGAGGACGAUACUCAGGCGAACUACAGGAAACCCAAGAGGAAGCGCUGUGAGGAGGCAGCAGUGGAGGAAGAGGAGGAGCUCAGCGGGGGGCCUCCAUCCUGGCUCUUCGACUCCCAGAUCGGAGCGUCCAGAAGCAGGGAUGAAGACUGUCCAACACUGACCGACGCUGGAGCCGCCCUGAGAACGCCCCCCAGCGUUCACAGCGACGGCAGGCCAUUCACAUACUCCUACACAGUGACGGGUCAGAACCUGCAGGACUUCAGCCGGUUCAGAGUGGCUGCGUCUCUGCUGCACUGGGCUAUGAGGUAUCUGCUGACUCCAAAACCACCAUCAGAGAAGCCUCAUAGUGCUGUAUGA